AGGGACAGUGGUGGUGUUCGUUGCUCUGGCCGUGGGCGGAACCCUGGUGGACCUCAUGGAGGAGGAGGUCGGCCCGGCGGCAGCCAAGCCGCAGCCGAAAGGCGAGGAGAUGCGGCUGCUGGAUGGCAAGCCGGCCAGCUACAGUGCGCUGGAUAGCAAGCCGGCCAGCUACAGUGCGCCGGAAUCCAGUGACCUCGCGAAACCGGCGCAGCCGUAGAUACCGGCAAACCGUUGGCAUAAGAAGUGGUGAGAUAUUACGACUUAUCGUUUAAUUUUACAUUCGUAAGCCGGCUUUUGCACUUUAUUUUAGCAGAUCAUGUCGUUGACAAAUGCGCCUCUGCACAGUUCUACACAACAGAGUAGUGGCCUCCAGAAACACUGCAUGAAUCAUGAUGUAUUCAUAAGCAGGCUCGAAAAAUUCACGGGAUUUCCGACAACUUAUAUUCUGGUGAUCCACUGUAUGUAUGCAUGUGUGCGUACAUGCAUGCGUGCACGCGUGCGUACGUGCGUGCGCACCUGCCCGUGUCUGUGUGUCUGUAAACGACUUGCAGUAGCCACACGCAUUGAGGAAAUUCCGCUUUUAGAUAAAUAAAGAAAUUACAAAUUGAA
Messenger RNA from Pollicipes pollicipes, 609 nucleotides. RefSeq lists its product as uncharacterized. NCBI's taxonomy places the organism in Eukaryota, Metazoa, Arthropoda, Thecostraca, Pollicipedomorpha, Pollicipedidae. The record is from RefSeq and is a predicted model, not a curated record.